AUGGUUGAAACCCAUUAUGGAUCGACGUUUGAAGGUGAAUGGAUCGACGAUGGUGUUGAGCAUGGACAUGGCAUCGAGACAUUUAUCGAUGGAAGUUGUUAUUGUGGCAUGUAUAUAUUAGGCGAUAGACAUGGACAGGGAACAAUGACUGAAGCAGAUGGAACUCGAUUUGAUGGUAUUUGGUACAAGAAUAUUUUGUUUAUCGAUGAUGUCAAUAUCUCUUUCUUGAUAAACACCAUAAAGUUAAGCAAAAAGGUUUAUAACGACGUCUCCCUUCUGUCUCAGCGACUUCAAAUAGUUAUAAAUCUUAAAGCAUUUAUUUUUGAUCGUAUAGAGGCAGUCUGCCAUCGUCCUGGAACCCUAUCAACCACAUUAGAGACGAUAUUAAAAUGUGCGUCACCGCAGUACAUUAACUCUUUCGUUAACGAUUUCGUUCGCUUUGAGCCUGAGCGAUGGAAUAUACUUAUUCUGGCAGCAAGAAAUGGAUUCUAUAAUGUUGUUGAAAUACUCUUGAAGAAGUUCAAUGUGAAUAUUGAAAUAGAAGGUUGUGUUGACUAUGACAGUAUUUUUAUUAACGGAGCCACUGCUUUAUGGUGUGCGGCCGCAUCUGGUCAUCUAAAUAUUGCUGAGCUAUUGGUUCGAUACGGAGCUGACGUGAACCAUCACACCCGCACUAAUUCAGGUCCAUUGAGAGCGGCAUGUUUCGAUGGUAAGUAUAAAAUAGUGAAGUUUCUUACUGAACAUGGAGCGAAUGUAAAUCUGAAAAAAGUUGAUGGGACCACCAACCUAAUAUUGUCAGUAUAUUACGGCCAUUUGAAUGUUGUUGAUCUCCUACUCAAAGCAGGCGCAGACCCAAAUAUAACGGACUAUACCGGUUGCCUAGCUCUACAUUAUGCAUGUGAACAAGGUCAUUUGGAUAUUGUUAAACUGCUGCUUGACGAUGAAUCAAGGAGAACACAAAAUGCAUGUGGACAUACACCACUGAUGACGGCUGCUAUGCAUUCUCAACCCUUGAUAGUUGAAUAUUUAGUCUCGCAUUGUUCAUACGUGGAGUAUAUUGAGGCUUUAGAAAUAUUAGCUGCGUCAUAUUGCAAUGAUGGCGUUGACGAUUUUGAGCAAACGUACAAGUUUUUGCUCAAAGCUAUGCAGUUAAGAUACGCUGACCCGCUUGCACCGGUUGUAAAACCCAUACUACCCGUUAUAGCCGCUUAUAACGAUAGAGCAGAAUGCCAAACUAUCGAUCAGCUAGAAAAUAUUCGCUAUGAUACAGAAGCUCUACGCAUAGAAACUCUACUUAUCCGAGAACGAAUAUUAGGUGUUCAUAGCAAUGCACUUCACUACUCCAUCCGACACAGAGGUGAGACGUACCGUGACGCAAAGAAAUUUGAUCAGUGCCUUAAGCUUUGGCUAAGAGCAUGCGAGUUGAAACAAAUAACGGUGAAAAAGUCAUUAGAAAAAGAUAUGAAAUGUUUUGAAAGUUUGUUUAUGGAUAUGCUCGCGCAGCAGAUUAAAAUAUCAACUGAUAUUCUUGCGCAAGUGUUAAAUAUUAUCAUUGAAGAGGUACAAAGAAAUAGGCAAAGAAUUAAGGGUUGCCUCAUUGACAAAGAAAAGAAGCAACAAGAAGAUGAAUAUGAAAGCAAUUGCUACACGUCGCUGUAUAUGGUAGCUGUUAUAGCAAAGGUACAUAAAGCAAAGGUUAAUAUACGAAGAAGAAGAAUACCCUGCCUUGCGGCCACCGUUAUCGGUAUAGGAGGCUGCCGAGUGGCAGUUUCAUUAGCACGAUAUCGUUCCUGCAUAGGGGUGUCACUGUUCUUUACCAAGUGA
Molecule: messenger RNA, 1824 nt
Organism: Didymodactylos carnosus
Lineage: Eukaryota; Metazoa; Rotifera; Eurotatoria; Philodinida; Philodinidae
Source: the annotation of a GenBank genome assembly